This is a messenger RNA of Linderina pennispora, 2749 nucleotides long. RefSeq names its product aminopeptidase. Gene Ontology annotation, cellular component: cytoplasm. Gene Ontology annotation, biological process: proteolysis; peptide catabolic process. Bases 43 to 2703 code for a protein of 886 amino acids. The transcript has a single exon. The record is from RefSeq and is a predicted model, not a curated record. Gene Ontology annotation, molecular function: zinc ion binding; metalloaminopeptidase activity; peptide binding. NCBI's taxonomy places the organism in Eukaryota, Fungi, Kickxellomycota, Kickxellomycetes, Kickxellales, Kickxellaceae.
UUUUUUCUCUGGCUUGUAGUACUUCCGAAUUCGCGUUUUACCAUGUGCACGACAAUCAAGAACCCCGUUGAGGAGCGCGAGCUCCUGCCGACCAACGUCACGCCGGUGCACUACGACAUUCUGCUGGCACCCGACCUGGAUGCGCUGACGUACACGGGCUCGGUCAAGAUCCGGGUGCGUAUCAACGAGAGCACCGACAAGAUUGUGCUGCAUUCGAACGAGCUCGAGAUCUCAUCGGCAUCGCUGUCCGGUCCGGCAGCGGCGCAGCUGGGCUCCGAUUCGCUGGCAGCCGCCAGCAUCACGCUGGAGAAGAGCGACGAGACAGUGCAUGUGGCGUUUGCACAGGCGCUGCCGGCGGCAACGGACGCAGAGCUGACGAUCUCGUUCAAGGGCAUUCUCAACGACCUGAUGGUUGGGUUCUACCGCUCGACAUACACGGAUGCUGAGGGCAACACCAAGAAUAUGGCCACGACGCAGUUUGAGCCCACGGAUGCGCGGCGCGCGUUCCCGUGCUGGGACGAGCCCAUGCAGAAGGCCACGUUUAAUGUUACGCUGCGCGUCAAGGAGGACCUGACGGCGCUGUCGAACAUGGAUGUGCGCGAGACCAAGCAGGUGGGCAAUGGGCUGAAGGAGGUUGCGUUCAACACCACGCCCAUCAUGUCGACCUACCUGCUGGCCUUUAUCGUCGGCGAGCUGGAGUACAUCGAGGCCACCACCAGCGGCAAGCACAACGGGCGCCCGAUCCCCUGCCGUCUGUACACAGCGCCGGGCAAGAGCGAGAAGGGCCGGUUUGCGCUCAACGUUGCUGUGCAGGUGCUGGAGUACUUUGCCGACGUGUUUGGCAUUGCGUACCCGCUGCCCAAGAUGGAUCAGAUCGCGAUCAACGACUUUGAGGCUGGCGCCAUGGAGAACUGGGGCCUGAUCACGUACCGCGAGGUUGCUCUGCUGGUCGACGAGGCCACGACCAGCUCGCGUGCCAAGCAGCAGGUCGCCUACGUUGUCAGCCACGAGCUGGCGCACCAGUGGUUCGGCAACCUGGUCACCAUGGAGUGGUGGAGCGAGCUGUGGCUCAACGAGGGCUUUGCCACAUGGGUCGGCACCUUGGCCGUCGACCACGUGUUCCCCGAGUACCACAUCUGGACGCAGUUCCUGGUCGACGAUCUGCAGCGCGCACUGAACCUCGACUCGCUGCACUCGUCGCACCCGAUCCAGGUGCCGGUCAAGCGCUCGUCGGACAUCAGCCAGAUCUUCGAUGCCAUCUCGUACUCGAAGGGCGGCAGCGCCAUCCGCAUGCUGAGCUCGUACAUCGGCCUCGAUCUCUUCCUGAAGGGCAUCCGCAUCUACCUGCAGCGGCACAAGUACGCCAACGCAUCGACCAGCGAUCUGUGGACUGCGCUGAGCGAGGCAUCGGGCGUCGACGUCACCGAGUUCAUGGCGCUGUGGACCCGCACCAUCGGCUACCCGAUCGUCACCGUGACCGAGGCCGAGAGCGGCGACAAGAUCACCGUGCGCCAGAACCGCUACCUGUCUUCGGGUGAGGUGACCGAGGCGGACGACAAGACGCUGUGGUGCGUGCCGCUGGGCAUUGUGACAUCCGAGACUGCCGAUUCGCCCUCGGCCGAUGUGCUGACACAGCGCGAAGCCACCGUCGACGUGGCCGUGUCGUCAUCCAAGUGGUACAAGCUGAACAAGGAUACCGUCGGCAUCUACCGCGUAAAGUACCCGGCUUCGGCCGUUGCCAACCUGGCCAAGGCCAUUGAGGCAGGCGAGCUGUCGACCAACGACCGCAUCGGUAUCAUCGCCGACGCCGCAGCGCUGGCCUCGAGCGGCCACAGCAGCACGUCGGACUUUUUGACCUUCCUGCGCGCCUACUCGAACGAGACCGAGUUCAUUGUGUGGCAGGAGAUUUCGAUGCGUCUGGACGCGCUGCACUCGGCGUGGUCGCUGGAGGACGCGGCAGGCCAGGCCCAGCUGCAUGCGCUGGCGUGCUCGCUGUUCUCGCCGCUGAUCAAGCGCCUGGGCUGGGACGCCGCCAGCGCCGACGAGGACAGUCUGGUCAGCCGCCUGCGCGCGCUGGCCAUCCGGUAUGCCGGCACGUGCGGCGACAAGGAGGUCGUGGCCGAGGCCAACCGGCGGUUCGGCGAGUUCUUUGCUGGCAACAAGUCUGUGCUGACGACCGACACCCUGCGGUCGGUGUUCUCGGCUGUGGUGCGCCAAGGCGGCCGCGAUGAGUUUGAGAAGGUCAAGUCGUACUACCUGGACGAGACCAACCCCAUCGACCAGCGGCUGUCGGCGCUGUCGGCGCUGGGCUUUGCUGCCGACCCGGCUCUGAUUGACGAGCUGUUUGAGUUCGCCAUGACCGAGCACGUGCGCAACCAGGACCUGCACCAGGCCAUUGUGUCAAUCAACCUGUAUCCGGCCCACCGCCAGCGCCUGUGGCAGUGGUACCAGGACAGCUUUGACCAGCUGGUGGCCCGGUACCGCGCGUCCAUGAACUACAUGGGCAUCCUGGUGCGCCUGUGUGUCAGCGAGUUCGUCGGCAGCGACAAGGCCGACGAGAUCGAGCAGUACUUUGCUGCCCACGACACGUCCAAGUUCCAGCGCGUCAUUGACCAGAGCCUGGAGAAGAUCCGCGCCAGCACCGCGUGGUUCGAGAAGGACCGUGAGGAUGUGCGCGCGUGGUUCGCCAGCAGCGGGCUCUAAUUUUGCAUUUCACUUGUGCUGUUUUGAAUAUAACCUCGAACGCUUC